AAUAAAUAUAUAAUUUUUAUAAUAGAAUAAAGAGUUUUUUUAAAUUAAUUAUUAUGGUAAUUUAAUAUAAUUAUUCAACAGCCACCCCUACAAUAACAAUUGUUUUCCCACUCAAACAAAAUACAUUUAUUUUUUUUUUUUUUGUCUUUUUUUUUUUUUUUUUUUUUUUUAAUAAAUCUACUUUGUGAAAAAAAAAAGAAAUAACAACAUCAAAAAAAUUAAUAUAAUAUUUUAUAUAAAUAUUCACACACCUAACACCUACCAACACACACCAACACACAAAUUAAAACAAUAUUCAUUUUUAUAUACCAACAUCACACUCAUUAUAAUAUUUUAUAUCUAUACAAAAAAAAAUAUAUAUUAAUACGCAACCACUAAAUAAACCACCUUCAAAACUCUCAAAAUAUAAAAAUAAAUAUAAUUAUAUUUUAUCAUAUUAAACAAAAUAGUAAUUUUUUUUUUUUUUUGAUUUAAUAUUUUUUAAUUUAAAUAUCACUAUUAUAUCCAUUUAAAUAGUAAUAGGAAAUUAAAUUAUAUUAAUAUAUUUUAAUUCUAAUAUUGUUUUUUUUUAGUAUUAAAAUAAAUUUAAAAAAAAAAAAAAAAAAAAAAAAAAUAACAUCAUUUUUUAUAUUUAAAAUUAUUAUUAAAUAAAUAAUAAUUUAACUCUAUAUUUAUUUAUAUAAUAUAAAAUAAUAAAAAUCGAAAAAUAUUUAUAUAAAUAUCUAUAAAUCGAAUCACAUAUACGAAAUAUAGAAUGAAAAAUAGUACUACAAUCAACGAAGCGCCACCAAUUAAAAAAUGUUAUUGUGAUCCUAGUUUUGAACAGGAAGAGUCGACAUGUAAUCCAGCGGGAUGUAAAACUGUAUCAGCAUUAUUUGUAUUAGGUUUUGCCAUUAUAUUAGUAUUCUGUAUUUAUCGUUUCAAACAACUCAGAAAACGUAAAGAUAAUAGAUGGCCAAUGUUUACACUAUCUCUACUAACGCUAACUUGUAUUGCAAGAAUUGCUAGAUCUGUAUUAUUAUUGAUAGAAGAAAAAAAUUUAAUUAUCAUGGGUUUACUUUUCCUUUUACCAUUGGGUGUAUUAGUUUGCUCUUUUCUUAAUACAUUAUACGUUUGGGUUAAAAUUAUUUUCCAUUUUAACUUUUCAAAAGUUGUUUCAAAGAUUUUCCCAUUUCUAGGCAAAAUCUUUAUAGUAUCUCAAAUAAUUUUAAUGGUUUUACUCAUAAUUAUU
Molecule: messenger RNA, 1231 nt
Organism: Dictyostelium purpureum
Lineage: Eukaryota; Evosea; Eumycetozoa; Dictyosteliales; Dictyosteliaceae
Exons: 3
Source: RefSeq, a predicted model, not a curated record